This is a messenger RNA of Hevea brasiliensis (rubber tree), 667 nucleotides long. RefSeq lists its product as uncharacterized. The coding region runs from base 84 to 476 and encodes 130 amino acids. The record is from RefSeq and is a predicted model, not a curated record. Lineage: Eukaryota; Viridiplantae; Streptophyta; Magnoliopsida; Malpighiales; Euphorbiaceae. The transcript is spliced from 2 exons.
AGAUACUAUGUUUAGAUAAAGAUGUGGAGUUGGGGAGAGAUCACAGUGCUUAAAGAUUGACUCCUGUUUUUGCAGCAGGGUUAAUGUUUCCUAUGAACAAUGAUCUGAAGUGUGGGAUAGUUAGAGUUUCACAUUUCCAUGAGAGAGAAUAUCGAUUUUCUACCAGAGCACCAUGGAAGUAUUCUUUUCAGCCAGCUUUUGUGGGCACACAUGAUCUGAUUGAGCACAGGAAACUUCAUUUCCAAGCAAGAGGUUUUAAGUAUCAAAAGAUGUCAUCUCAAGUCAUGGAAAAAACAAAAAGCAAUGAGGCUGUCAAAGAUUCUUUGCAGGACCUGCCUCUUUCAAACUCCUACGGAACUGCCAUGGAAGCACUUUCCUCCCUUAUUACACGUCAGAAACGUGGAACCCCCUCAUCCAUUGGUGGCAAAUAUGGAAAAUUGGACAGGAUGCAGAUGUAUCUUAAGGUAACACGAUAACAUUCUUGCUUUGCAAAGGGUAUAUAAGCAAGGGGCAACAAUCUUUUAUUCUGUACAAGUCAGUCGAUGCUUCUUUACCUUUUAUGGUGUUUUUAUUACCUGUUUCCAUUCUUUUGGUUGAAUCAUUAUGCUUGAUUAGUUUUAUUUAUCGACAUUGUACAUGGCAUUCAAGUGCUCCUUUAGUUUUUCAU